CAGAUGCCAGCUCUGCACCUUGGAUCUUCUCUGUACAGUUUUAGCCCAUCGGGACUAAUGACUUGCACAUUAAAGAAAAUGAUCCAUUCAUCAUAUUAUUUUUAGCAGUUAAAAUUAUUUUUCAUCAAUAUGUACAACUUAUAAAAUUUAAGAGUUAUAAAACCUGUAAGGCUUUGUUUAAAAUAGCUUGCUUUUUAGCACUCAGAACUUCAACAUUUACUUUGUUUUUCUUAUCAAAGUCCUCAGAAAUGUAGACUUUCAGGAAAGAUAUGGACUUGGACGCAUACAGUUUUAUCGUGGAUUGCAGUGGAUUUAAGUGGACAACUCAAGACAUCACCCAUUUUGUUGUCCAAAAUACCACAUGAGCUUAUUACUUAGCUUUAAUGCAAAAGAAGUUGCUUGAAAAUGGCCUGGGUAAAAUUCUUACGGAAACCUACUGGUAAUCUUGGAAAGGCCUAUCAGGCUGGAAGUUUGCUGUCCCUAGCCCCUACUGUAGGCUUGUUAAAUGAACCAGGACAAAACAGCUGCUUCCUUAAUAGUGCUGUGCAGGUUUUAUGGCAAUUAGAUAUAUUCCGAAGAAGCUUGAGAGUUCUGACUGGACAUGUUUGUCAGGGAGAUGCCUGUAUAUUUUGUGCAUUGAAGACAAUAUUUGCACAGUUUCAACACAGUCGCGAAAAAGCCCUUCCCUCAGAUAACAUAAGGCAUGCUCUUGCAGAAAGCUUCAAAGAUGAGCAGAGAUUUCAGCUUGGCCUCAUGGAUGAUGCUGCCGAGUGCUUUGAAAACAUAUUGGAGAGGAUUCACUUUCACCUGGUGCCAAGCAGGGAUGCAGACAUGUGCACCUCUAAGUCGUGUGUCACUCAUCAGAAGUUUGCCAUGACUCUGUAUGAACAGUGUGUGUGCCGCAGCUGUGGAGCAUCCUCAGACCCUCUACCCUUUACGGAAUUCGUGCGGUACAUUUCUACAACAGCCCUGUGCAAUGAAGUUGAAAGAAUGAUGGAAAGGCACGAACGCUGUAAACCAGAGAUGUUUGCGGAAUUGCUGCAAGCAGCAAAUACGGCCGAUGACUAUCGGAAGUGUCCUAGUAACUGUGGCCAAAAAAUAAAAAUUCGCCGUGUUUUAAUGAACUGCCCAGAGAUUGUUACAAUUGGAUUAGUCUGGGAUUCUGAGCACUCUGACUUAACAGAAGAUGUUGUUCGAAGUCUAGCCACACAUCUCUACCUUCCUGGGCUUUUUUAUAGGGUUACUGAUGAAAAUGCCACAGACAGUGAACUUCACCUUGUUGGUAUGAUCUGUUACACCAGCCGACACUAUUGUGCCUUUGCUUUUCAUACCAAGAGCUCCAAGUGGGUGUUUUUUGACGAUGCACACGUGAAGGAGGUUGGAACCAGAUGGAAAGAUGUGGUCUCCAAGUGCAUACGAUGCCACUUACAGCCACUCUUGCUGUUUUAUGCAAACCCGGAUGGCACAGCUGUCUCGACUGAGGAUGCACUCAGGCAGGUGGUCCACUGGUCACAUUACAAAUCGGUUGCAGAAAAUAUGGGAUGUGGAAAGCCUGUCAGCUACAAACCAGAUAAUUCAAAGGAAAAUGGAUUUAGUGAUCAGGCAAAACAAAGAGAAAAUCACAAAUUUCAAGCUGAUAAUAUUUCAUCAUUUAAUCGGAGCCAAAUACAGACAAGUGGAAGGAGAGGAGCAGUUAAGUUAAGCAAUGAUCAAAGAGAAAAGAUAAAAGAUAUUUCCAGAGAAUGUGCUCUGAAAGCCAUUGAACAGAAAAAUGCACUUUCUUCUCAACGGAAAGAUUUAGAAAAGGGGCAAAGGAAAGAUACAGGCCGACACAGGGAUUUGGUUGAUGAAGAUGUCUCAUCUUUCAAGUCUGGAUCACCUCCUGCCCCGGAUGGAUUCCGACAACAGGGGACCCCUCAUCUCUACCAUAGCCAAGGCAGAGGACCCUGUAAACAUGACCGAGCUGCCCAUGAGAGCCACACUUCUGGGAAACUGUUUAGUUCAAGCAAAUCCCAGAGUCUUCUUGUUCCUGGAGAGAAGACCACAGGCAGAUCUAAGAGUGACAGCGGCGCUGGGUAUGAUACGGAUAGCAGUCAAGAUUCAAGGGACAAAGUGGCCGGCUGCAGUAGCAGGGUUAAAGGCCGCCACCGUGGCUGGAAACCCAUGAGAGAAACAUUAAAUGUUGAUAGUGUUUUCAGUGAAAGUGAAAAAAGGCAACAUAGUCCUAGGCAUAAGUCAGAUGCCAGUAACAGACCUAAAUAUAGCAAAGAUCAGAGUUUUAACAAUUGGCCAAAAGCAAACCCAAAGCAGAAAGGGUUAAUGACCAUAUAUGAAGAUGAAAUGAAGCAGGAGGCAGGAAGCAGAAGUUCCCUUGAAAUUAAUGGGAAAGGAGCAGAGAAAAACACAAGCAUCACAGAGAGCAGAGGCCCUGGUAACAGCUGGCAGAUGCAAAGGACAGAGUCUGGGUAUGAAAGCAGCGAUCACGUCAGUAAUGGGUCUGCUAAUUUGGACUCACCUGUCACUGAUGGAAGUGGGACAGUAAUGGAGACCACUGGUGGUAAAGCCUUCAGUGAACAGGUUAAGAUGGGUGAUCUAAAUAUAAACACUGUGGAGUGUGUAUCUCAUCAGAGCAAAGACCACUUAGAAGGCUUUAGAAAAAAAACCCAGGACUUGGAAGCAGGUGAUAAACGUCAUGAGCUCCACCCAGAAUCACAUCUGCAAAUAAAAAGCCAUUUGAUAAAAAGGUCACAUAUUGGUGAAACCCAUGACAAGUUGUUUCCUUCAGCCAGCCCACAAACAUUUAAGGACCAUAUUGCAAGAGAGCCUGUCUAUCAGACAAAUGAACAGAAAGUGGAAAAAUCUGAUGGGACCAAGUUUUCUGAAUGGCAUAAUGUAGAAAAUUGUGAAGGAACAACAGGCUUGCUGUUUCCCAUUGAUGAUAGUUCUGUGCCUGGAAAGAGAGUCGACAGUAAUGAAACCGUCUCGCCAUCUCCAUUGUCCUCACACGGGAGAACUGCUCAGCUAAAGCCAGAACCUGGACCCCUUGUAUUUGGGCCACAACAAAACAUCCCAGAACAGUGUAACUCUGAGAACUCUCUGUCCAGAGAACAUACACUUCAGUCAGCCUGCUACACUGGUAGUUGUCAGAUGCCAAAACUUCAUUGCCACAGCUCCCCACCCCCUUUGCCGCCAAAGAAAUAUUCUACGACCAGUGUGCCACAAUUAGAGAGAGCGGAAUUUGUACCUCAUGCCAGACUUACAGAGGUGUUCAAAGCUAAUUCCUCCAGUCUUCCAAAACACAGUUUGAGUACUACAUCAGGACCAAGUUUAGAAGGGAGUGCGUACAUGAUCCAUGAAAGAGAUAAAGAAACUGUUCAAGUGAAGCAGCAUGCUGCCAACAACUACCCAUCCAGUUAUGCAACUAGUGAUUUUCAGGCAAACUCAAAAGCAGUAGUUGAUGCACCUUGCCAACCAGAUCAAUACUCUAGUUCUGUGUGCCCAAAUGAAGCAGUUUCAUUAACUACCUACUUUUCAGUUGAUAGUUGCAUGACUGAUACAUACAGAUUGAAAUAUCAUCAAAGACCCAAGCUCUGUUUCCCAGAGAGCAGUGGCCAUUGUAAUAAUUCACUAUCUCAGACUGAGCAAGUAGAGGGGUCCAUUACAUAGUGGUCAUCUUGAUUCAUGCUGCCUUCUAAACAAAGAUAUAAACCUUGGUAUGCAUUGUAAGAUAAAUGAGCCGGCCAUUAAAAUAUUCAAACUGACCAAACCUAAAGACAUAUAAAACAAAAACUGGUAUUUUAAAAAUUAUUAACCAGGUUAACCUUACAUAUUUCAGUUUACUAAAUAUUUUGGAAAUUUCCUUUGAGUGGUCUUGGCAUACCUUGAAAAGUAAGAAAGGGAGUAUAUAAUUCCUUUGCUGUAUAUAACAGUUGAGCAAACACCAUGUCUCCUGUUAUUUGGCUAGUAGAUGUAUAAGUAUUAUGCUAACCUGUAUUCAUAUGUAGGUUGGUGCAUUUUGCUAAUUAAGAAAUUCAGUUUGUCUAGGGAAAGCAAUAUUUGCUUUUUGCAGAGCACUUUCUAGUGGGUAACCAAAAAAUGGCUAUACCCACAUACUUUUGACUUCUGUGAUAGUCUAGUAUGUGUGAUCCUUCAAGUGUCUUAAAAAUACCCAUGGAUUUGUUAUGCUAUCAUCUGGAAAGCAUUUGCCUUAAUGAUCAACAUUUUUUUAAUUAAAAUCUCAACUUAAUUUGUUCCUAGAACUUUUCAGAAUAUCUACUUAACAUAAAUCAGCCCUUAUAAUUUGUACUAAAAAAUAUUUCGGUCAUGUAAGUUAAACAUAAAAAUACUACAGUAUAUUCUUUAUCUUGUUAAAUUGUUUUCUAGCUUUGUAUGAAAUGUGAAAGGUCUUCCCUUUGGUUUGAUUUACUUUGGGCUGCUAAUAACCAGUGUUACAAUUAACAUUGGGCUUCCUUACUGGGACUGUCACUGUAACUGCUGCUUUCACUACUUAAAGAUUGCUAAAGAUUGUCAAUGCUUAAGUUAAAUUUCUGCCUUUAUAUAAAGGUUUAAUCUUGAUGAAAUGCUAUUCAUUUUUUCUCUUAAAAAAUGGUAAUUUGAUCUUCACUACUGCCAUGGAGUUGAGUUUAUAUUGAAAGGACUUUUCAUUAUUAAUUGAAUUGCCUUAUUAGUUAUGAUUUUAAUUUGUAACAAGCCAAUAAACUGAUUGGGCUUUAGAAUAGUUUCAUAAUGCCUACUCCAGAGAAUUGACAGCUACAAAGUUAGUUGUCUUUAUAAUAUCUCUAAAUGAGUAAGUUUUGUAAUAAUUACUUUAAAACUUAGUAAACUGAUAAACUCAGUAGCUUGACAAGGCCCACCAUAUGUUGUUAAAAUCCAAAAUGUGUUUAAGAAAAGUACUUUUAGGUAAACUGAAAAUUGCUUAUAAAAGUCUGAAUUCAUGCUGUUACCAAUUCUUGGCCCAAACUUGUUUUUGUUGCUCUUUUCCAGCCAUGAUAGUUGGUGUCAUUACUUUGUAUUCUCUUAAACACUUGAAUAUCAAGUUAAAAUUGAUCUUUAAAGAAAGCUUAUUUUUUAACAGCUUUUAGUAUAGAGAAUUUGUAAAUAAUGUAAAAUUUGUAAAAUUGUAUUUGAAAUGUCAAUGUUUAUAAUUCUUGCUUUUAUAACAUUGUAAAAUACUAGAAAAGAUUUUCAGUUAUUUUUAAUAGCUUAUUAAAGAUUUUUAAGUUUAAAAAGUUUUUCUAUUUGGUCCAUAUUCCCUGUUGGGAAUGUAUUAUUUGAAACAUUAAACCAAUUUCUGUGUUUUACAGCAGUUUCAUAGAUGUACUUUCAACUCAGUUGGGUUUGCAAACAGAAAUGUUGUUUCUCACUUUAAUUAAUGAACUAUUUAGUUAAAACCCUCUGCAUUAUAUAAUACUGACCAAAGUAGAAACUAGCCAUGUGUUGAUUCAACACAGAAUAGAUUCAGUACAUAUUGGCCAAUUGUGUAAAUAUCUUCUCUGGUGCCUAUUUUUAUCAAUGUUUCCAUGCUAUAAGCUUGUAACUUCUUAAAUAAUGCAAUUAUGUUUCAAAUAGUUAUCUCCAGAAUAUUUAUUUUCAUGUGAAAUCAAUUUCUUCUGGCUCAAAAAAAAAUUAAGAGACUCAAUUUUAAGCUAAUAUAGCUGGUCCUUUUUUUUGCAUUUAUGAACUGUGUCUCCUUCCGCACAUUACACAUUUUAUGGGAAAUGCAAAAAAAUAAUAAUAAAGGUCAUAAAAUAUCCCAGGAUGUUCCUAAGAUUUAAAUCCCAGCAAAUUCUGAGUCACAGUUCCCAGAGAAAUUAGAGGCUGUUCAAUAGAGGGCAAGAUGUAAAUGAUUUGGACUGUGGACAGUAAAUUUCUGUUAACAACUACACAGCUUUUUGGUUUGAAAACAGCCAUAAGCAAUUUGUAAUGGAUGAGUACAGCUGUUUUUUAAUAAAACUUUAUUAGCAUCAAAA
Molecule: messenger RNA, 5990 nt
Organism: Peromyscus eremicus (cactus mouse)
Lineage: Eukaryota; Metazoa; Chordata; Mammalia; Rodentia; Cricetidae
Gene: Usp53
Product: ubiquitin specific peptidase 53
Exons: 15
Coding region: 406-3666 (1086 amino acids)
Biological process (GO): sensory perception of sound; protein deubiquitination; response to auditory stimulus
Cellular component (GO): cell-cell junction
Molecular function (GO): cysteine-type deubiquitinase activity
Source: RefSeq, a predicted model, not a curated record